GAGGGAGACGCUUGGUGACUAAGCGGAAGUUGCGUAAAGGAGUUAGAAAAUCACGUUUGAUAGGGAAGAUAUUCUACUCAUAUUAACUCAUAAGUCAAAAUGUCUUAUCCAAGUCAAGGUUAUCCACAUCAAGGUUACCCACAGCAGGGUCAUCCUCAACAAGGUUAUCCUCAACAAGGUUAUCCACAACAAGGACAUCCUCAGCAAGGUUAUCCUCAGCAGGGUGGUUAUCCUCAGCAGGGUUAUCCACAACAAGGUUAUCCACAAGGAGGUUGGAAUCAAUCUGGACAAAGAACAGAUCCUGUAAUUUAUCAAUGGUUUACAGCUGUGGACACUGAUAAAUCUGGAAAAAUUACUGCACAGGAAUUACAGUCAGCUCUUGUUAAUGGAAACUGGACCAAAUUUAAUGAAGAAGCUUGUCGUAUGAUGAUAGCAAUGUUUGAUAAAGAUGGAAAUGGUACCAUUGAUGUCACAGAAUUCCAAGGUAUAUGGACUUAUAUUCAACAAUGGAAAGCUCUUUUUGAGAAAUAUGAUGGUAAUCGCACUGGAUCCAUAGAAACUGAUGAAUUACAAAGAGCAUUUCAAGAAAUGGGUUACAGACUUUCACCCCAGUUUGUCAAUAAUUUGAUUGCAAAGUUUGAUUACAAGACUCGCCGAUCCCUUACAUUAGAUAACUUUAUUGUUGCUAGCGUUCAGUUGAGGCUUCUUACCGAUGCUUUUCGAGCAAGAGACGAUAAAAUGGCAGGUGUGAUUAAUAUCAGUUAUGAAGAUUUCUUAACUGUUUCAAUGUUACAUAGACCAUAGUAUAAGUUAUUUGUAAAAAUUAUCAUUUAUGUAUUUUAUGAUCAUUUCAAAUUGUAAUACUAAUAUUGUUAAUCUUUUUUUAUUAAAUUAUAAUAAAUUAGAAACUUGUAAUUGAUUUAAAAAUUAUUCAGUAUUACUAUAUUAUUGUUUAUUAUUAAAAAUCAAAAUCAAAUAUAUUUAUACAUCAUCUUAGUAUUAAAUCUGAAAUUUGUGAUUUUUCCUGUUUACUUCAUUUUAUAAUGUAUAUCAAUUAUGGUAACAUAUGUGAUAUGAAUUUGAUUGCCUUAUUAGAUUCAAUUGAAUUUUAUUUUCUUAAGAUUUUUCGUCUUAAAUGAUAUUGAUAUCUGGAAACAAAGCAAUGAAAUAGAAUGAGAUGUAUAAUUUUUCUUAACAACAUAUAGCAAUUGUAGCAAUGUGUUAAAGCAAAACUAUGUUGUUUCAUUUAUACCAUAUUAUGCACUGGUGAUCAAAACUUAUGGCCAAAAAAAAAAAAAAGCAACAAUUGUUUUCUUGUGGAGUUAAAAAAAAA
Messenger RNA from Centruroides sculpturatus (bark scorpion), 1333 nucleotides. RefSeq names its product sorcin-like. Lineage: Eukaryota; Metazoa; Arthropoda; Arachnida; Scorpiones; Buthidae. The record is from RefSeq and is a predicted model, not a curated record. The transcript has 5 exons. Gene Ontology annotation, molecular function: calcium ion binding. Gene Ontology annotation, biological process: COPII vesicle coat assembly. The coding region runs from base 100 to 804 and encodes 234 amino acids.